AUGGAUCCAACGAAUGGAAAGGUAGAGAUCGUUUGGAGGAGCAUAAACGUGGAAUCAAUUAAGGGGCCUUUCAAGGAAACAGUAAUCCAUCGGGUUCAGGGAAAGAUAGGGCCUUCGGAAAUGACUGUACUUGUGGGAGCAAGCGGUUCAGGUAAAACAACGAUGGUAAAUGCGAUAAUAGGAAAACCAAUGGAAGGACUAAGGAUAUCGGGAGAGGUCCUCCUAAAUGGUCACUUUGCCGAUGCAAGAGUGUGGGAGCAUGCCGUAGGAUUUGUGGGAGAGCAUCUCCAUUCGUAUGAAACACAGACGGUUGAGGAAACCUUGAGAUUUGCAGUGAUGGCGUCAAGGAACCGAGAUCAGAGAAUAAUUGUGGCAGAAGAGGUGCCCAACCUGAUCCAUAGUCUAGGACUGUAUAAAGUUGCACACAUUCCAGUCAGCUCAAUAUCAACUGGAGAAAGAGUAAGGCUUUCCCUGGGAAUAAUUCUUGCAAAGAGACCCUCGGUGCUGAUUAUAGACGAAGUCACUAACGAUCUUGAUCUGCUGAAUAUCAUUCACAUCCUAAACAUUCUUAUGGAUCUGAAGAGUAAAGGAAAGGGAAUUAUGGUUUCGUUCCAAAGGGUUCCCAAGGAAAUUCUUUCGUUCUUUGACAGGAUCAUAAUGAUAUGCCAAGGAGAAAUUGUGUUCAGUGGAAGUCUUAGAGAAUGUAAGAGCUUCUUGAAGAAGUGUGGAUACAAUCUUAAAAAACAUGAAAACCCGCUGGACUUCUUUAUGAAGAUCCUAUCUAUCGAUAUGGCAUCGCCAGUGUCGGAAAGAGAGUCUACUAGAAGGAUAGAAAGACUAAAAGCAUCCUGGAAAAGAAUAGAGCCCUUGGCCAUAUCAUCAAUAAUAGAGAAGAUAGAGCUCCCAGUGAUGCUUCAGAAGUCCUUUUUAAGCUUCUUACUGGUCCUUGAAAGAAACCUGUCAGACUUUUCCAGAAGACGUGGGCUCAUGAGGACUCUGAGUGUCCAAAAGCUUGUAACCUUGCUGUUUCUUGUUCUUGUUUACUUCCGCCUAGACUACACACAGAAAGGCAUCCGAGACCGAUUUGGAAUCCUCUCGUUUAUGGUUAUAAGCGGCCUUGAAAGGUCAAUAGCUUCCUCAAUCAUAUUCAUCGACUCCCACAAGAAGGCACUCAGAAGAGAGGUCUGUGCAGGGAUGUAUGGUGCAGUUGAAUCUUACUUCGCCAAUGUGAUGUCUAGCUUCUUUAUAUCUGGAAUCCCUAGCGUUCUUUAUACCGUUGUGGUGUACUGGGUGGUGGGUUUGAACCCAGGCCUCCUCCAAUUCAUAUUGUUUGUAUUUGUCUUUGUGAUGCUUGUGCUUUUCUCUAUAUCAUUUGGAGUUAUAGUUUCUCUCCACACCAAAACACUUAUCCACGCACAGGUGGUUUCGUCUACAGUAGCUGCAUUGUUCAUAAUGCUUGGAGGGAUGUUUGUUAACCCUGAGGAGGCCCCGGAGUUUGUUAAGUGGACUGUAUGGAUGUCUCCUGUGUACUAUGCUUUUGAAACCAUUCUACAGAGUCAGUUUGAAAACUUGACCUUCGAAUGCAAGGAUUCCGAAAGAUGCAUUCCCAAUGGGAGAGAAGCCCUGCAUCUCUACGGAUUCCGAAGAGUCAGGUACAGCACAUCCAUAGGCAUCUUCUUCCUCAUCACUCUUAUGUCCUUUAUCUUUGGUAUUGUUUCCAUGAAGAAGGUUAUUAAACCAAAGAAUGUCAUAUAA
Molecule: messenger RNA, 1755 nt
Organism: Encephalitozoon intestinalis ATCC 50506
Lineage: Eukaryota; Fungi; Microsporidia; Unikaryonidae
Product: ABCG transporter
Exons: 1
Coding region: 1-1755 (584 amino acids)
Cellular component (GO): membrane
Molecular function (GO): ABC-type transporter activity; ATP binding; ATP hydrolysis activity
Source: RefSeq, a predicted model, not a curated record